Sphaeramia orbicularis (orbiculate cardinalfish) is the source of this 1565-nucleotide messenger RNA. It is a transcript of the gene fam3c, whose product is annotated as FAM3 metabolism regulating signaling molecule C. NCBI's taxonomy places the organism in Eukaryota, Metazoa, Chordata, Actinopteri, Kurtiformes, Apogonidae. The record is from RefSeq and is a predicted model, not a curated record. Bases 249 to 932 code for a protein of 227 amino acids. The transcript is spliced from 10 exons.
GAUACAACACUUUAUGUCAGUUAUCUGUCUAUGAAUUAGCUUUCUAGCUUUGUGUUGCAUCUCAUAAUCCAGCCAGGCUUUGUGUUUUCUUGUAGUUGAUUUAAUUCAGUAAUGCUAAAGGGACGUAAAACGGUGUAAAACCGCCCAGACCUAGCUAAGUGGUAGCGUAAGUCGGCGUGGACCACUCAUGGCUGUAGCUCCAGUCGCAGGUUAUUACUUCUUGAAAAGGUGUUUGGAGGCUAGCCAAAAUGAUCAGGGCUAGUGGGGCUUUGAAGUUAGCAGCACUCAUCGUUACAUUUCUCUUAGCUGUCUUCCUGACUUUUCAGCUGCUAGAAAUUAAUAUGGAUUUUAGUCUGGGCAACGUUAUUGCCAGGUCUAUGCCGGCAAAUGAAGGCUCAACUAAACCAGUUACAUACAAAUGUGGACUGACUAAAGCUUGUCCCAAAGGACACUUUGCCUUCAAAAUGGCAAGUGGAGCAGCCAGUGUGGUGGGACCCAGAAUGUGUCUGGAGGAUAAAAUACUCAUGAGCGGUGUGAAGAACAAUGUGGGGAGAGGAAUCAACAUAGCCCUGGUUAAUGGGAAAACAGGGGAAGUUAUAAAGACGGCCGUCUUUGAUAUGUGGGCAGGAGAUGUUGGACCCUUUAUUAAAUUCCUGAAGGAAAUAGAAGAUGGGACAGUGGUGAUGAUGGCCUCAUUUGAUGAUCCUGCGACAAAAUUAAAUGAUGAAGCCAGGAAGCUAGUUACUGAUCUGGGCAGCUCCAUUAUCAACUCUGUAGGAUUCCGUGAUAACUGGAUCUUCGUAGGAGGGAAAGGCAUCAAGACCAAGAGUCCAUUUGAGCAGCAUAUAAAGAACAGUGCAGACACCAACAAAUUCGAGGGAUGGCCUGAGGUGUUGGAGAUGGAUGGCUGCAUACCCCAGAGACAGGACUAAGUCGUUGCUGUAACGGUCACAUAGUUUUCCUUCUCGUCCAUCCGCCUCAACCUCCUGACAGUAUGAGUUUUCUCCUGGUUCUCUAGGAAAGAAUGGUUAUAUUCCACGUCAGCCAUGAACAAACUGCUCAGGCUGUCUUGCACUUCGGCUCCUCUUUAGUUGACUUUAGAUGAUUUUUAUUUGGACUAGUUAUUGAAACUAGUAGGUAGAGUGCACUGAUUAAAAGGGACUUACUGAUUUUUGACAUACUACCACAAUUUCUGUUGUUCAAACCCAAAGACUUUGCUGUGAUAGUGUUGCACUGCUGAAAAGAAUUUCAUAGCCCAGAUGUUUAAUGCUGUUCAAAAUACACGUUGACUGUACCUUUGCCUUAAUCGAAUUGUCCUAUACGUGUUCUUUUGCAUCAACAUGCCUUUGUGAUUCCAUUUUGCUCUUUUAUUUUGUUACUGUAUGUUUCUUUUGUAAGAUUAUAAUUAACAGGGUUUGAAGAUCCGUCUUUUUGCUCUAACCAAAUGUACCAAAUUCACUGUGAAAUUUGUAAAUAUUUGCAGAGAAGGAUCCUGCUUUGAAGGAUCCUAAUUUAAUGAACAGUGUAAUAAUAUAAUUCUUAAAAUAAAUGAUAUUGUUAGUAAU